Messenger RNA from Acyrthosiphon pisum (pea aphid), 879 nucleotides. RefSeq names its product protein CLP1 homolog. Gene Ontology annotation, biological process: mRNA 3'-end processing; tRNA splicing, via endonucleolytic cleavage and ligation. Gene Ontology annotation, cellular component: nucleus. Lineage: Eukaryota; Metazoa; Arthropoda; Insecta; Hemiptera; Aphididae. The transcript has 3 exons. The record is from RefSeq and is a predicted model, not a curated record. Gene Ontology annotation, molecular function: polynucleotide 5'-hydroxyl-kinase activity. Bases 96 to 362 code for a protein of 88 amino acids.
UUUAUUUUAUAGCUAAGUACUUUAAAGGAGUUAUUUUUAGAUUGGAAAGUAGAAAACUAGAGAGAAUUGGAGCGCCACCCAUUCCACAUACAUUGAUGCUAUUAGAUAUGCAAAAAACUGAUUUAGAGACAAAACUUGAACCUGUUACUCCAGGGCCACAUAUGAUACAACACGUGUUGGCUCUGAGUUUCAGUACAAUGGUAGAAGAAGACGUUGUUAAGAAUAGUGUUGCUGGUUUUGUCUGUAUAACAAAUGUUGAAACUUCACCACAAAUGUUAACUCUACUGUCACCUCAAUCAAAACCUCUGACUGAAACAAUUUACCUCAUGUCAGAUGUACAGUUCAUGGACAACAAUGCUUGAAGCUAUGUUUUUAAAAAAAGCCAGAAAAAAUAUUUUGUGUUAAAUAUAGAUACAGUUAAUGAUUAUUUUUUUAGUACAUAACAUAUUUUUCUUUGACUUAAAGAGUAAUAAAUCUCAGUGUGAGGUAACAAUGUAAUGUACAUAUUAAUAUCAGAUGUAAAUAUGUAAUUCAUGUGAUGACAUUUUAUAUUUCAUUAGUAUUAAAAUGACUUAUAAUUAAUAUUACGAAUAACUGCACUAGUCAUUAGUGUCAUUACAUAUUUAUUUGAUAUAAAGUUCAAUAACAUACAAAUGCUUAUGUUUAAAAUUACUACUUUUAAUUAUUGCAAGUAAUAUAAUAUUAUUGUUGUAAUUAAAAAAUGUAAAUCCAUUAAAUAAUUGUCUACACAUUUUUCCAACUAUUUUUAUUCAACUGUUAAGUGUGCGUUGAAAUCGUUUAUGGAUUUAAGUAAACUGUAAUAUUUAAUUAUAAUUGUAAUUCAUGUCGAAAUUCUGUCCCUUAAAAAUUAAUUGACAA